Ictalurus furcatus (blue catfish) is the source of this 1459-nucleotide messenger RNA. RefSeq names its product gem (nuclear organelle) associated protein 2 (gene gemin2). NCBI's taxonomy places the organism in Eukaryota, Metazoa, Chordata, Actinopteri, Siluriformes, Ictaluridae. The transcript has 10 exons. Gene Ontology annotation, cellular component: nucleus; SMN complex; spliceosomal complex. Bases 292 to 1086 code for a protein of 264 amino acids. The record is from RefSeq and is a predicted model, not a curated record. Gene Ontology annotation, biological process: spliceosomal snRNP assembly; spliceosomal complex assembly.
GUAGAAGAAGAAGAAGAAGAAGAAGCGCAGCAAUAACUGUCGCAUGUUAUUAGCAUCAUUGCUAGCUUCACAAUAUCUUAAAUGAAGUGCACUAAGGAGAGUGUGGAAGGGUUUUACUUUAAGCACUUAUACAGGGAGUGAACACGCAUUUGGGAUUCAGAUUGGUUGUGUGAAACGCAGGGACGUGAGAGUGAAUUUAAAAGCUCAUUUAUAAAAAAAAAGAUGCGCGUGAGAUAAAAAAAGAAAAGAAAAGUAAACAGUGUCUUUAUAUAUUUUAAUAAAGGCUUAGCCAUGAAAUCAGACGUGGAGGAGUUAAUGCCCAGACUUUUACCCGUGGAGCCACACGAUGGAGAAGAUGAAGAAUAUAAUCUGAACGAACCACCAAGAAAUCCGAAGGAGUAUCUCAGACAGGUUCAACGGGAAGCAUCGCUUUGCCCGGAUGUCGUGGUGGCUCAGAUCGAUCCGAGGAAACUGAAGAAAAACCAAACUGUAAAUGUUUCUGUGUCGGAGUGUCGUGCCGCGCCGCAGGGUUUCUCUCCCAGCCUGCAGUGGCAACGGCAACAAGUCAGCGACUUCUCUCAAAUCCGACAGAGUGCCUCUAAACACCAGCAGCACUGGAAAGCCCAGUUUCUGGACGACAAUGUUGUCAUGCCCAAAGCAGACGAUGAAGACGGAUGGAGGAGAUUUUGUUUGGGGGCAAAUAUUUAUCUGAAUGUCACACAGAGUGAAGGAGACACACAGAGUCCAGGGCUCGAUUAUGUCAAGCUCGGCUUCCCUCCAUUCCUCAGCAUCGUCAGCAAACUCCCUCAGUCCACCGUCUCGUCCGUGCUCGAGUACCUGAUCAGCUGGUUCGAGGAGAACGACUUCGUUCCACAGCUGGGCAGAUGGCUUUAUGCUUUACUGGCGUGUCUUGAGAAACCUCUUCUUCCUGAAGCACAUUCACUCAUCAGACAGCUGGCGAGGAGAUGCUCUGCAGUGAGGGCUCACCUGGAGAAUAAAGACGACGAGCGUUUACCAGCACUGAACCUGAUGAUCUGUAUAGUAGCGAGGUAUUUUGAACAAAAUGAUUUGGCUGACAGGGAGUGAAGACGGAGCUGAAGGUGAUGCCCGAGCUUCUGGACACGGCUUUUCAAUACUGUACACUUUUUUGUAUUUGUUUGUAUGGCUGGUGUGGAAAAAAAAGAUGAUUUAAGUAAUUCCGAAUAUUUUCUGACAUCCAGCUUUGUCACCCAACCUCCCCCCCUCCCCCCCUCCCCCCCAGUAUUCUGGAUCUCUUUCAAAAUGAUGACUCUGAUAAAUGUAUAAAUGGAAAAAAAAAAUUAGUACUCUACUGAAAUAAACUCUUACAUUAACACUUUAGGAACAGAUUUAUUCUCUCUUUCUCUGUUACUAUUUUGUUUUAUGUUUAAAUUUCAUGUCAGACUUUAAAUAAAAUAAAUAUAUUUUUUAUUGUUUUUGU